Cinclus cinclus is the source of this 4727-nucleotide messenger RNA. RefSeq names its product GPALPP motifs containing 1 (gene GPALPP1). The transcript is spliced from 9 exons. The record is from RefSeq and is a predicted model, not a curated record. Lineage: Eukaryota; Metazoa; Chordata; Aves; Passeriformes; Cinclidae. Bases 73 to 1191 code for a protein of 372 amino acids.
GCGCCGCAGGAGCGGGACGGGACGAGACGGGACGGGGAGAGCAGCCGGGCUGCCCCCGGAGCCCGCCUCGCCAUGGCCCGCCAGCUCAUCGGCCCCGCGCUGCCGCCCGGCUUCCCGCGCCGCGCCGAGGCCGAGCCGGGCGAGGACUUCAGCCAGGCAGUGAAAUGUCCCUGUUCACCCCAUGAGGCAGACUGCUGCAGUGCAGAGGAAAAAAGAAGAGCAAUUGCAGGACCAGCACUGCCUCCAGACUACAAAAGCAGCUGUAGCUCAGAAACUCCUGACACUGACGACAGCUCAGAAUCUCUUCCUGUACCUAGAGACACAAACAGAGAUUCUGAAGAGGAGACAGGAGAUCCAGCACCCAAAAAGCCAAAAAGAAUUCAUGAAGACUAUGAUGAUGAUGAUGAUGGCUUUUUUGGGCCAGCUCUUCCUCCUGGAUUUAAAAAACAGGAUGAUUCUCCAGAGAGGCCCAUUAUAGGUCCUGCAUUACCACCUGGCUUUAAGAAAUCUUCAGAGGACACCGGGAGUAGCAGAUGCUUCAUAGGACCUUCGGUUUCAUCAGAAUCCCGUCCCCAGCUGACAGAUAGCGAGGAUGAAGACAAUUUUAUAGGCCCAAUGCCUGCAAAAGGACCAGUGGAAUCUGAUGUGGCUGAAGAGUUUGAACGCAGAGCUCAGAGAAUGAAAGAAAAGCUUACUUCAGCCGACAGUGAUGAACCUAAACAAGUUACCAGGGAAUCAUGGAUGACAGAGCUUCCACCUGAGUUGAAAAGCUUUGGAUUUGGCCCAAGAACAUUCAAAAGACGAACUGAUGACAAAUCAGGUGAUAGAUCUAUUUGGACAGAUACUCCAGCUGACAGAGAGAGAAAAGCCAAGGAAAGAGAAGAGGCAAAAAAGUCAAGCAGUAAAGAUAAUGAAGAAAUGGAGUUAUCUGGGAGGGACAAGAGGCUUAUUGAGCAGGUGACUUCGUACAAUGAGUCAAAGAGGUCAGAGUCUCUCAUGGACAUCCACCAGAAAAAGCUGAAGAGCAAAGCAUCUGAAGAAAAGAGCAAACCUCAGGAAAGAAGGCCAUUUGACCGAGAGCAGGAUCUCAAAGUCAAUCGCUUUGAUGAAGCACAAAAGAAAGCUCUUAUAAGAAAAUCCAGAGAUCUGAAUAGCAAAUUUGAGCACAGUAAAGGCAACAUGUUUUUAUAAAAUGAAAGCAUUAAGCUUUUUUGAAGUGAAGUCAAUUAAAAUUUGAAUACUUGAUUUUUGUAAGUAUUUUUCUGUAAAUAUUUGUAUGCAAAAUAAAUAUCCUGAUGUUUAACUAUUUUUCCUUGUCUGUAAAUACUCUCUUAAGGAGGAUCAUCUGUACUAAAACUAAACUAGUAGAGGUAUGAAAAAGAUAUAUAUAAAUUUGCUACUUUAAAACUCUGAAAUAUUUUUUGUUGUUGUUAUUGUUAGCAUAAAAAUAAUUAAUUAAAAUAGGUUGAGUUUUUGAGGAGCUCUAUAUUUAAUCUUGCAAUGGAGUUGGCAGUUUCCUCUUUUCUCCUGCCAUGCCUAAGGUGCUCUUUCUGAGCCUGACCUGAAGGCUGUGGAAAAAUCCCCUUUACAUUUGUGUGCAGAACAUUGCUUGAUUGGAGUUCCUGCUGGGAAGUAUAAACUCAAAUGAUAGCUUUUACAUUUGCCCAGUGCUUUUAUUUCUGUGAUUCUGUGUCUGUACAUAAAUACAGGUUUAUAUGUAUGCAGUAUAGUUUCUGUACUGUAGCAGGAAGAGCUAGGGGUAGCAGGAGUAGUAAAAUCUCAAGGUUUUCAGAGUUAGUUGUAAAAUGGUAGUAUAUGACAAGAGAAAAUCUAACUUGAGUUUCAAUUUGAAGGGAUUGUCAUCAGCAAUCCAUCUUUUUUUAAGCACAUACAAUGUGAAAAUCAAAAUAAGGCUUAUUUUGUCCAUUAAUUUGCAGACCAGAACAGCUCUUCUGUAAGGAAGGAAAUAAAUCUGGCAUUUUAAAAAAGUCUGCAUUCAUGUUUAGAGUUCUUUACCUCUUCUGUGGAUUACCAGCAGAAAGGGCUGUUAAACCUUGCAAUGGGCUGCUCAGGGAGGUGGUGGAGUCAGCAUCCCUGAAGGUGUUCCAGAAACAGCUGGAUAUGGCACUUGCUGCUUUGGUCUACAAGGUGGUCAUCAGUCAAAGGUUGGACUCAAUGAUUUUGGAGUCUUUUCCAAUCUAAAUGGUAGUGUGUUAAUUAUUUAAAAUUAGACCUGUGCUUUUGCCCUUUGUCUCAAAUGUUUGGGAUUCUUCUUAAGCAGUCACUGAAAGUACCUACACAUGAAAACAAUUUUAUAUGUGAGAGGCUGAUAAUUUGUUUGGCAGUAUAAAUACUGUGGGGUUUGCUGUAAUUUGGAAAAAGGCUAUCCUGAGAAAUGGUGCCUGGAUUGCUUCAUGUUUAAUGGAGCAGUGACCUAACAAGCUCCAGAAAUGAUUAGUUAAAACUUGGUCUUAUUUUAUUGCAUUUGUGUGUGAGCUGGAGACACAGGCUUCAUGUGCUGAGAAGUCUUGGAGAGUUUCCAAUGUUGCAAAUGAGUGCUUACAUGGAAUGUAUUUAGAUACCUCCUUUUUAUUUUUUUUUUAAUGGACGAUUUAUUUUGCCAGCUGAAAAAUGUGCUACCUUCAGGAAAGAGACUCAUUUUGUAUUUGCUUUUUAUCAGUUUUCAGUUUCUGAGCCUUUUGUUUUGAGGUGAGAGGAGGGUUUAAAUAAGGGCUAUUUAUUUUUCCUCCCCUAAUACAGACUUCUCUUACCUCAGGCUUUUUUAACUCAGCAAGCAAGGCCUUGUUAAGAUUCUACUGUCUGAGCAAGUGUAGUUUUCUUUAUUGGAAAAGCAGUAUUAGAAGUGUCUGGGAUUUUUUUUUUAGGCAGCUAAAGCAUUGACAGGGUGAGCAUGGCAUGACUAGCUACAUCUUCACAGUUGAGAAAAAAUUACUUGAUGAGCACAUCGUGCAGUCCUUGCUCCAGUCCUUGCUGGAGUCUGGAACAAGGAUGAGGGCUGCUUGUAUAAAAAUCUUGUUGUCAUUCUGUGCUCUGUUUUGAUUUUUCUUCUUUGUCCCCUCCUCCUCCAAACUGAGGACCAGUCCUCAGAUGUCACAGAUGGCCAGAUCCAGUUGGCUCCUGCUGUUUGCUCUCUGCCCUGCCUGGCCUCACGGUCUCCUGCUCUGUCCAAGGCCACAUUGGAGAGGAGGCUCUCAUAACAGGUGUGCAUCAGCCCCUUUGCCAUCGUGCACUGCUCUUCCAUCUGUGUGAUUUGUGGUUCCGCUUAAUGAAGCCUUGGUGUGAGCUGGUGACUCUUCUUUUUUUUCCUCCCCUCUCUGUGGCAGCUUCUUAAAAACUUGACGAUAUCAGUGUUAUGAACUUGAGAUGGGGGAAAGUGGAGUUGUUGAGAGUUCAAGUUAAGCUUUUCAUUACUUUUUAUAAAUUGUAAGAACCUUUGAACUGAAUUAAUGCACCUACUCAUCUCUUACUCCAUGCCAAGCCCUUCCCUCAGAUAGGUAUUAGAACAAGCAGUAACUCAGUGAAUUACAAGCUCUGUAAGCUUUUAUGAGAAAAGAUGAGACAUAUUCUACAGUUUGGACAAGUUGUAAAGUAUUUCUGCUGAAAUGUUAGGAGGUGUUUUUUUCAGAAUCUCACUUGAAAAACCAGAAUCUAUUUCACAGAGAAUCUUCACCAUAAUUACUAUGCAGUGUUUCUGGUAACCAGCUCCCAACACAGAUUUAAUGUAUGCUGUUGCUAUUCUGCAGUGCCAGCCUGCAUCACAGCAUAUUGGCUCCAGGCAUAUCAGGAAACCCUGUUUUGCAAAAAGAAAUGUUAGGGAGGUUUUCCUGGAUGUGAAAAGUCUACCAGCCUAGAUUUUAGUGUGCUUGCCUUUGAUUUGUGCUGGCAUAGAUGUCCUUUAUUUACACUGAUGGUGAACUUUCCUGCUCAAGAGUGAGGUCUCCCUCUUUCUGAAAUGUUAAAUAGGUGUGUAAUUCAUAAUACAGUCAAUAAAAAGAAGGCUUUUGUGGUAGGCAUAUGAUAAAUCAGAUGUUUAAAAGGAAUUUUAAGGAACAUUAUAUGUUAAUAACAGAAAGGAAAGGGAAAAGAACCAAAAAAACAAUUGUUGACUUUGCUGUUACCAAGGAACAAUUAAAAGCAAUAAAGACAUUUCAAGAAAACUUACUGAUUGCUUUCUAUGUGUCUUCAGGACAGAUAUAUUGAGCUAACAUGCUGUCUGAGAUGGAAAAUUUUGUUAGAAUAUGAUAACAGUAGUACCUGGGUAAAAUCUCUGUCUAUGCUCUUCCAAUGUAAACACCUAUUUGUGGAGUUAUUUUUUGCUUUUGCUGUUGCAGAAUGGAUAUUGGUGGAUGCCCUGUGCAUGCUGGCUUUCCUGGGAUGAACUGCAUUUCCCAAAUAAUCAACAGCAAUAGAAAAGUAUUUUAUUUAGGUCUUUGAUGGUAUCAUAUUGAUAGCACUAAAAUGGCAUUGUAGAAAUAUCUUUCUUCUAGAAAGAAACAUUGAGAUGAAACAUUGGCACAUUUAUGUCCAAUAGGAAAGGGGGUUUUCCACAUAAAAGAAGAUUUAAAAUGCUCCAGAAGGUUCCAAGAGUCCAGGUUUAAUUGAGCUUGGGACAUGUUUUAUUUCUGAAAUGUAAAUUUGUUGCUAUUUCUCUCCAGCCAAAUAUAAAUCACGUGUUGAUUUAAGAGUCAUAUAGCAUUAAAAAUCAG